AUGCCAAAAUUCAAGUUAACAUAUCUGAAAAUGCGAUGGUUAGGAGAAGGAGCAAGACUGUUAUUCCACUAUGCUGGUGUAAAUUUCGAAGAUGUUCAAAUUGAGCAAGAAAAAUGGCCAGAACUUGGUUUAAAAAAUCCAUUUGUAUAUCAACCCACAUUGGAAGUUGACGGGGUUGUGAUAGAUCAGAGUGCAGCAAUUUAUCGAUAUUUGGGCAAAUUUUUUGAUUUGGUUCCCGAAUCACCAAUAGACGCUGCAAUUGUGGAUUCUAUUUAUGAUGCACAUACAGAUUUUUUAACCGAAAUUACAGAAUUUCUUCUAGUUGACGGCAACUACAAGGAGGGAGAUAAGGAUAAACUGAUCAAUGAAGUAGUUUAUCCGGCUCGAGAUCGUUAUUUUACUGCACUAAGUAAGUUCCUUAAAUCUUCCAACAGCGGUUUCCUGGUUGGCAGUGCAGUAUCAUGGGCUGAUAUAAUUAUCAGUGAUAAUUUAUAUGUCAUCAAUAAUAUUGUACCAAUUUUUGAUGGUUAUGAAGAGGUGAAAAAAUUUGCUGAUUAUAUACAUACAUUGUCAACUUUACAGGAAUAUUUAAAAUCUCGACCUCCCAGCAAAUACUGA
Enterobius vermicularis (human pinworm) is the source of this 618-nucleotide messenger RNA. NCBI's taxonomy places the organism in Eukaryota, Metazoa, Nematoda, Chromadorea, Rhabditida, Oxyuridae. The record is from the annotation of a GenBank genome assembly.